This is a messenger RNA of Anolis sagrei ordinatus, 2599 nucleotides long. RefSeq names its product TIA1 cytotoxic granule associated RNA binding protein like 1 (gene TIAL1). Gene Ontology annotation, molecular function: DNA binding; mRNA binding. Gene Ontology annotation, cellular component: nucleus. The record is from RefSeq and is a predicted model, not a curated record. Lineage: Eukaryota; Metazoa; Chordata; Lepidosauria; Squamata; Anolidae.
CGCAGUGCGUGGCUUCCUGAGUGGUUGGCGGCAGCGGCCAUUUUGUGGGUCUUUGGCUUGGCCCCCUCCCCCCUUUCCUUCCUCCUCUCCUUCCUCCCUUCCUUCCUUCUUUCCCCGGCCUCUCUCUCUCUCUGUGUCUCGGGCCUGGGGAGCCGGGCGCCUCCUCGGGCCCUUCCCCGCCGCGUGUGCGAGCCUCUCCCGCGGCCUUCCUCUGUGAGGGGCCCGGUCAGCCCUUCGCCGCCGCCGCCGCCAUGGAAGACGACGGGCAGCCCAAGACACUGUGAUUAUGUAGGAAAUCUUUCCAGAGAUGUUACUGAGGUGCUUAUACUUCAGUUGUUCAGUCAAAUCGGGCCCUGCAAAAGCUGUAAAAUGAUAACAGAGCAACCCGAUAGCAGAAGGGUCAACUCUUCUGUUGGAUUUUCUGUUUUGCAGCAUACAAGCAAUGAUCCUUAUUGCUUUGUGGAAUUUUAUGAACACAGGGAUGCAGCUGCUGCAUUAGCUGCAAUGAAUGGGAGAAAAAUUUUGGGAAAGGAGGUAAAAGUGAAUUGGGCAACAACACCAAGUAGCCAGAAAAAAGAUACAUCAAAUCACUUUCAUGUGUUUGUGGGAGAUUUAAGUCCAGAAAUAACAACAGAAGAUAUCAAGUCAGCAUUUGCUCCUUUUGGCAAAAUAUCGGAUGCACGGGUAGUUAAAGAUAUGGCAACAGGAAAAUCAAAAGGAUAUGGCUUUGUAUCGUUUUACAAUAAAUUAGAUGCAGAAAAUGCAAUUGUGCACAUGGGAGGCCAGUGGUUAGGUGGUCGUCAAAUCAGGACUAACUGGGCAACACGAAAGCCGCCUGCCCCCAAAAGUACACAAGAAAGCACCACAAAACAACUGAGAUUUGAAGAUGUCGUAAAUCAGUCAAGCCCCAAAAACUGCACAGUGUAUUGUGGAGGAAUUGCUUCUGGAUUAACAGAUCAGUUGAUGAGACAGACGUUUUCUCCUUUUGGACAAAUUUUGGAAACAAGAGCUUUUCCAGGAAAAGGCUAUUCAUUUGUGCGGUUUUCAACUCAUGAAAGUGCAGCACAUGCUAUUGUUUCAGUCAAUGGCACUACAAUUGAAGGGCACGUUGUUAAAUGCUAUUGGGGUAAAGAAUCACCUGAUAUGACAAAAAACUUCCAACAGGUAGAUUACAGUCAGUGGGGACAGUGGAGUCAAGUGUAUGGGAAUCCACAACAGUACGGGCAAUACGUGACCAAUGGGUGGCAAGUCCCAUCUUAUGGAAUGUAUGGACAAGCAUGGAAUCAGCAAGGAUUUGGUGUGGAUCAGACGCCAUCUGCAGCCUGGAUGAGUGGAUUUGGUGCUCAACCCGCCCAAGGACAAGCGGCUCCUGUAAUACCUAAUCAGGCUGGAUAUGUGUUUUACAUCACAGAUUUUAAGAAAAAUGACAUUAAAGAUGCUUUUAGUUGAACAUUAAAACCUGGCGUUUUGACUGUGGACCAAACAUUACAUCAAAGAAGACAGUGUUUUCUUCAGUAACCACAGAGCCAUCAGAAGACAUACUCAUGGAAAUAACUCUUUAUCUUUUUUCUGUAUGAUUCGAAGAAACUGAAGCAUAAUAUAAAUGCUUCAGUCUUUUGCUGGAAAACAUUGUUAUCUGCAAUACUUGAGCAAAUAGUUGCUAUCCACAUUCAGGAGCAUAUUAAAAAAUUUCUAGUUUGCUUGAAGUGCAAAAUUGCUUUUGAUUUGGGAUUUCUAAAAGUAUGGCACUUGGGUGGCCAUACUCAUUGUGUUACGUGAAAGUUUGUACCAAACUACAAUGUACAAAAGCAUGCUCAGACAUAGAAGUAGCAAUGUAAUUAUUCAACGUAAUGCUUUGUUACAUAAUACUGAACAUAAUUCUGCUCUGUUUGCAGUGGAAUUGUCACGAAUAUGCAAGUCUGACACUUCCAAAGUUAAAUACUAUUUAAAAUGAAAAGUUUCUCUACAAAGAGCCUUAAUUUUAAAUUCAUAAACUUGUAAUUCAGUCCUUAUGUCACUAGAAUCUGAUUUAUUUUGCUUUGUGUUACUCAUUAUGUAAAUAUCUUGGUUGACAACCUUGUAUACCUACCUGAAGGUCCUAUAAGUUGUAUAGUAUCUGAGUGUUAAGAACUUGGGGUUUUUUAAAGUCUAGAAAUAUUUAGCCCAAUGCUUUUUUAACCAGAUUGUUUAAAAUGUUAUUUUAGAAAUUCCUCGAUGUGCCAUUUGGUUAACAAAUACAGUUGAAAGGAGUAUACUCAGUUGUGACUUAAACUUAAGGGGUUUAUUUGUUUUUAUUUUUGUAUUUUUGGAUGGCUUGCAUGUGACAGACCUGUACAGAGGCUGGGUUGCUUGUGCACUGAGUAGUUUCGGGAUAAAUCAUGAAGUUGCUCAAAUGGUAUAUCCUGGGAUGUUUCUCACUCUGUGUACACUGACACAACUGCCUCCAUGAAUUUGAAGUUGAAAAUGAAUGUAUGUUAAGAUACAAAAACUGUGUGUUAAACAUAUGACAGCUAGGUGGUGCAGAUGUUUCAUCUCUGAACAUACUGACGCCAUCACCGAGCUGAAUAGUCUCUUCCAUUAAUAAAAAAAAUAGACCUCU